Candidozyma duobushaemuli is the source of this 1227-nucleotide messenger RNA. RefSeq names its product Erv46p (gene ERV46). Gene Ontology annotation, biological process: endoplasmic reticulum to Golgi vesicle-mediated transport; retrograde vesicle-mediated transport, Golgi to endoplasmic reticulum. Gene Ontology annotation, cellular component: endoplasmic reticulum membrane; Golgi membrane; COPII-coated ER to Golgi transport vesicle. The transcript has a single exon. The record is from RefSeq and is a predicted model, not a curated record. NCBI's taxonomy places the organism in Eukaryota, Fungi, Ascomycota, Pichiomycetes, Serinales, Metschnikowiaceae. The coding region runs from base 1 to 1227 and encodes 408 amino acids.
AUGUCCCGCCCCAGGCUCAUUUCCCUUGACGCCUUUGCCAAAACCGUCGAGGACGCACGUGUCAAGACCGCCUCUGGCGGCAUGAUCACCCUCGUCUGUGUUUUCAUUGUGCUUCUUCUCAUCAGAAACGAAUACUCUGAGUACACCUCCAUGGUGGUCAGACCGGAGCUUGUUGUGGACAGAGACGUGAACAAACAGCUUGAUAUAAAUUUGGACAUCACGUUCCCCAACGUGCUGUGUGGCGUGUUGACGUUGGACAUUUUGGACAACCUGGGAGACCUUCACUUGGAUGUGCUUCAGUCUGGCUUUGACAUCUUCAGAGUGCUUCCGCUGGGCCAGCAGGUGAAGGACGAUCUUCCAAUCAUGUCUGGUGUGGAAAAGUGGCAGGAGACUUUGAAGGGCCAGCCUGGCCAGGCGUGUGGCUCUUGUUACGCUGCUGUCGACCAGACAGACAACAAGUACUGCUGCAACUCGUGUAAGGACGUCAGACUAGCGUAUGCUGUGAAGGAGUGGGCUUUUUACGAUGGCGAAAAUAUCGCCCAGUGUGAGGAGGAAGGCUACGUUCGGAAUCUCCAGCAGCGUAUUCGUGAUAACGAAGGAUGCAGAGUGAAGGGUCUGGCCAAGAUCACCAGAAUCUCCGGAAACCUCCAUUUCGCUCCUGGCAUCCAGAUCUCCCGUCAAGGCCGUCAUUCCCACGACAUGUCGUUGUGGCGCAAGUACGACAAGUUCGACAUUGACCACAUCAUCAACCACUUUUCGUUUGGAAAAGACCCCUCGGCCUCGCUUAAGCUUGCCCAUCCUGGCGAGCACAACCAGGCGCCUUCCAUUGCUCCUUUGGAUGGCCAUAACUUUAAACAGGGCAAGAAGGAGCACGUUGCGCUGUACUUCCUUUCGGUCGUUUCCACUCGUUUCGAGUACCUUGAGAACAGACAGACUGCUGAGGAGACGAACCAGUUUUCUGUGAUUACGCAUGACCGUCCAGUCGUUGGCGGUAGAGACGAGGACCACCAGAAUACCAUGCAUGCUCGUGGAGGUGUUCCUGGUGUUUUCUUCCACUUUGACAUUUCGCCCAUGAAAAUCAUCAACCGUCAGGAAUAUGCCAAAACGUGGUCGGGAUUCGUGUUGGGUGUGAUUAGUUCCAUUGCUGGUGUCUUGACGGUCGGCGCUGUGCUUGACCGUUCUGUGUGGGCUGCUGAACAGGUGCUCAAGGGCAAAAAGGAGACGUAG